AGUUUGGGAAGUAGCACGGAUUGCUCAUCCGAUCCGUGCCGCCGCAGCGAGUGUGUCAAGUUACAGAGGCGCCGGAAUCGGCCCCAGGGCUCCUCCGCAGUGGUCACGGCCCGCCUCUGCCCGCGGGGCCCUCCAUGUGCGCCCCUUCGAUCCGCGACUGAACCGGCUCGCCCGGCAGACGCGAAGACACCAAGAACCAGACCCAAGCCGACAACUCCGCGGGUGCUUGAAGGGGAAGGCAGGGCGGAAAGAAAGCCGGCCGCAUUCCCCCAAAUUUCCUGGACUUGGAACGUUCUUUGAAGUAACCUUUUUUCUCACCUGAGUGUACCCAGAUUACCACUGGGUGUGGGUUUUUCUUUUUUUUUCUUCUUUUUCUUCUUCUUCUUCUUCUCCUAGUUUUUACCCUCCUGCUGCUAAUUUUUCCAUCUUCUUUGCCGGGAGCAAAGGAAAGGGACAUUUUCCAGGACGCAAGCCUUUCCCCCCUGCCCCGCAGUUUGGAUCACGCCCUUGGGCAGCGGCUCUCGCCUUUAUUUAUUCUAUUUAUUUAUUUAUUUGUUCUCAAGACGCGAGGGUAUGGUAGCGGAGCGCGCCCGCAAAGCGGCGGCAGCCAGUGCCCGCGGCCCUGGAGAGCUGGGCGCGCCCGGGACCGUGGCGCUGGCGGUGGCGCCGGCGGAGCGCUGCGCUCGGCUGCCGAGCCCGGGGUCGUGCGGGAUGCUGGCCCUGGCCCUCUGCUCGCUGGCACUCAGCCUGCUCGCCCACUUUCGGACGUCUGAGCUGCAGGCCCGGGUGCUGCGCCUGGAAGCCGAGCGCGGGGAGCAGCAGAUGGAGACGGCUAUUUUGGGACGAGUCAACCAACUGCUGGAUGAGAAAUGGAAGCUCCACAUUCGGAGGCGCCGGGAGACCCCAAAGACCUCUCCAGGGUGCCACUGCCCACCUGCUGCAGAGCCUAUGACCAAAGACCUCCUGCAAAGAAGUUGUGGCUUAUGGGAAGUCAGAGCUGGAGGAUGUGGGAUCAUCUUCUCCUGUGCCCACUGUCACAGCAGGAAAGGGGGCCCAGGGAGGUCCAGAGGUCCUGUUGGAAGACCUGGACUCCCAGGAGACAAAGGUGCCAUUGGGAUGCCUGGACGUGUGGGAGUAAAGGGCCAACCAGGCGAGAAGGGGGCUCCAGGAGAUGCCGGGAUGUCCAUCAUCGGUCCUCGUGGCCCCCCUGGUCAGCCAGGCACUCGAGGUUUUCCUGGAUUUCCGGGUCCCAUUGGGCUAGAUGGCAAACCGGGCCACCCUGGACCAAAAGGGGAGAUGGGACCUCAAGGACAAAAAGGAGAAAAGGGUCAGUGUGGAGAGUACCCACACCGGCUGCUGCCUCUCCUCAAUUCAGUGCGACUGGCUCCACCCCCAGUCAUAAAAAGGCGGACCUUCCAGGGUGAACAGGGCCAAGCUGGCAUCCAAGGCCCGCCAGGGCCACCAGGCCCCCCUGGACCAAGUGGACCUCUGGGACACCCAGGACUGCCAGGGCCCAUGGGGCCACCUGGCUUACCUGGGCCUCCUGGACCAAAGGGAGACCCGGGGAUUCAGGGCUACCAUGGACGAAAGGGAGAACGGGGCAUGCCAGGGACGCCGGGCAAACACGGAGCAAAGGGGGCUCCUGGGAUCACCAUGGCUGGGCUGAAGGGUGAGCCAGGGACCCCCGGAGCCAAGGGUGAAAAGGGUGCUGCAGGCUCCCCUGGGCUACUCGGCCUCCUGGGACAGAAGAUGGAGAAAGGAGACACUGGCAACUCCAUUGGAGGAAGCAGAGGGGAGCCCGGCCCCCCAGGGCUCCCUGGGCCCCCAGGGCCAAAGGGAGAAGCUGGUGUCGGUGGCCCUGGCGGCUCCCCGGGACAGCAAGGAGACAAGGGGGAGCCUGGAGCAGCUGGAGAACAGGGACCAGCUGGCCCCAAGGGCUCCAAGGGAGAACCAGGGAAAGGUGAGAUGGUGGAUUACAACGGAAACAUCAGUGAGGCUCUCCAGGAGAUCCGGACGCUGGCCUUGAUGGGGCCACCUGGUCUUCCUGGCCAAAUCGGCCCACCUGGAGCUCCAGGGAUCUCAGGCCAAAAGGGGGAGAUUGGACUGCCAGGCCCUCCAGGACUCGAUGGGGAAAAGGGACCUCGAGGCAAACCAGGAGACAUGGGCCCUUCUGGUCCCCAAGGCCCCCCAGGAAAGAUGGGGCCUGCAGGAAUGAAGGGAGAAGAUGGACACAUGGGGAGCCCAGGAGAGAAGGGAGAGAAAGGCGAGGCAGGGCAGGCAGGCCCGCCGGGUUUAGACGGCCCAACUGGGGAGAAAGGAGAACCAGGUGGCCAAGGGAGACCAGGAACGACAGGAUUGCCUGGCCCCAUCGGGCUCCCAGGAUUUACAGGAGAGAAAGGAGAACCUGGCGAGAAGGGUGACCCAGGAGUGGAGGUUCCUGGGCCACCAGGGCCAGAGGGGCCUCCUGGACCUCCAGGGCUCCAAGGCAUUCCUGGACCAAAGGGGGAAGCAGGACUAGAUGGACCGAAAGGAGAGAAGGGUGUCCAGGGAGAGAAGGGAGACCGAGGCCCUCUGGGAUUACCCGGAGCUUCAGGUUUGGACGGCAGGCCUGGGCCACCGGGCACUCCGGGACCAACUGGAGUUCCAGGCCCGGCGGGACCCAAGGGCGAGAGGGGCAGCAAAGGUGACCCUGGGGUGACAGGACCAACGGGAGCAGCUGGGCUUCCUGGUUUACAUGGACCACCUGGGGACAAAGGAAACCGGGGACACCGAGGUUUUAAAGGAGAGAAAGGGGAGCCGGGGUUACCAGGGCUGGACGGACUGGAUGCCCCGUGCCCAUUGGGCGAAGACGGCUUACCAGUCCAGGGCUGCUGGAACAAGUGAUGCCUCUAACCUGGAUUGGCCUGUGUGUGUGUUUGUACAUAGAAUAUUUAUUUUUAUACAGUUUUCAGUUUUUGAAAACAUCAGAAGUAUGAUGCAUCUUACAGAUUAUUAAAAAAAGGAAAAAUCUGCAUAUUUUGUACAGAAAAUACCAACCUCUUCCCUUUUGUUUACAAGAUGUUUUGUGUAAGUCUAUGACUCUAAUACACUUUUUGUUUGUGAGUACGGUCAUAUGUUUGCAUGAUAUUUGUGCACAUUUAUUAAGUAUUGAAGCUUAAUAAAUUAUUGUGUCUGGUGCCAAAGGGGGCCAACCAGUACUGAGGUGCUGGCUAGCUUAUGUGUGAAUUCACAGAAACAUGGAGCUCCGUAGUGUUUGCCAAGCUAGGUGUGUCUAAGAAUAUUUUAAACUCUUAUGGAUUUUCAUUAUUAAAAAAAUGAAACAUGGCAGUUCAUGAUCCUGAUGAAUCGUUAUAUUAAAUACAUUCUUUCUUGUGAAAGCAGGAAGUCUCAGAAGAAACAGGGGUCCUCAGAAGUACAGUGUAAUGGUUUGAAAUGUUAAGCCCAACAGAGGGAGGAAGGACUCUAUUAAGCAGUCUGUUGUAAUAUAUCCCAGGUUUAUUGCAGUGUCAUUUGAGCAUUUAAGGUUCAGUUUUGCUGAACCGCCCCCUAGGGGCUCCCAGGGUUACAAAAGACUGGCUAUUUGCUACUGCGUGUUUUUUUGUGUGUGUUUUUUUUGGUGGUGGUUGUGGUUUUUGAGGUGUUUUUCCUUUUGAGCUGCAGCCACUAAUAAUAGCUAUUGCUGAUAAAGAUCUGCAAGGUCCGCUGCUCACAACUAGAAGGCGACAAGUUUGCCUCAUUGCCAUUCCACUCUAGCAAGGAACACUCAGAAAACACCAAUCUGGGCCAGACCUGCACCCUGAAGUUGUGUUUAGUUUUUAAUAAACAGA
This is a messenger RNA of Manis pentadactyla (Chinese pangolin), 3827 nucleotides long. It is a transcript of the gene COL13A1, whose product is annotated as collagen type XIII alpha 1 chain. The record is from RefSeq and is a predicted model, not a curated record. NCBI's taxonomy places the organism in Eukaryota, Metazoa, Chordata, Mammalia, Pholidota, Manidae. The coding region runs from base 574 to 2883 and encodes 769 amino acids. The transcript has 40 exons.